AGAAGCGAGAGCUGCUGGGGAUGACAGUUGCUUCAGGCAACCCUGGGGAGGACAGGGUCGGGGGUAAAAAUCACCGGCGUGGGCCUGAGCUGGGAAGGGCAUGGAGGGGUACCGCGGCGCCCAGUGCGACAGGGCCUCUGAGACCUCCUCCUUCGUAGAGGAUGAAGAAGAAGAGGAAGAAGAGGAGGAGGAGGAAGAGGAAGAAGAGGAGGAGGCUGUGGACCCGGAGGAAGCAGAGGAGCUGACUAACAGUUUAAAAGAUCUUAUCCAAAGUGAAGAUGUGAAACCCAAGCUGCAAUACAUCAUGAAUAACCCUUCCUUUUCUAUGGUAACCGUUCAAAGCGAAGACAGUGGGAUAACCUGGGAAACCAGCUCAAGCAGGUGUUCUACUCCCUGGGCCUCAGAAACAAGUACAACUUCUGAUCUUUACAGUAUGGAAAGUUCACCGGUAGGUUCUCCUCCAGGAAAAGUCAUCUUUAUUAUGGAUGAAGGUAAGAUUAUUCGGAAGAGGAAGCGCAAAGCUUCAAAUAGGGUGCCGAUGGCUACAAGUCUGAAGGGAGGCCAGGGCAAUAAAAAACGUGACUCUUCUGGAAUGCAGAGGCAAGAACAAAGAACCAUUUUAGGAGAUGUGCAGGCCUCCGUGUUGAAUGUUGAACAGGUCGAAGCGCAAGACACAGAUGAGGAAAUGCUGGACGACAAAGAAGAUCUAGAAGACGUCACAGAAGAGCCAGUAAAACGUGCUCCAAUAAGAUCAAUAUUUAGAGAAAACAGACUGAGAAAAGUUGGGCCGAUCCUUGGAGGACCAGUACAAGCUAGAAUCCAGCUGUUCAACUCAAUUUUUGGAGGGACUGAACCAGCCCCUGAAACAUUGGAGAAAAGCAGAAUACAGAGAAGCAGCUCAGUUUCAGGAGAUUCUGAACAGUUACUUGAAACAUCAGUAAAAGACAGAUUGCAGAAGUUCCGUUCACUUUCAGAAGCAGCACGUUCAAAAACUUUCCAGAGAGCAAGAAGUAGAAAUCUUGAAACACCAUCGGAGAGAAGAAGAGAGCAAAGACAACAAUCCACAGCACGAGCAAAUCAAAGCUAUUCUUCACCAACAACACCUCUUGAAAAACAGCUUACUAAUAAAGGUGAUGUUUUAUCUGAAAAUGUUAAACCCAUUAAAAUGAAAGAUAAACCAAGCAGAUUUUCAAGCUUUGGUGCAGAAACAACUCUUCAACAUGAAGAAAGAAAAGACAGACAGUCUCUUUCGGGGACUCCAAAUCAGGUAUCAGGACAUUCACUGAAGUCCUGCCCUCCUGAAGAAGCCAGGAAGCAGCAAAGUUAUUCACCUGCAGCCAAAACAUCAGUAACAGAGCAAACAGUCUCCGUUUCAUCAGAGUCUGAUGAUGAAUCAGAGGAACAAGUGUUGCUUCCCUCAGCUGAAAAUGCAAACAAGAAACCAGACCAAUCCCUGCUGACAGCAUCAGAUCAUCUGGACAAACCGAAGGAGCAGGAAAUUCAGCCCAGCUCUGCACCACAAUCUAUAUCAGGAGAUUUUGUUAGUGAAUUAGAUAGCGAAGGUACCCAACCUAUUUUGCCUACGGCAUCCAUGUCAGAACAUCCUGAGAGAGAAGCACAGAAGUCAGCAGUUGAGUCUUACUUACCUAGUGCUCCAUCAGCUAAAGCCAAAUACUCCACACUGUCUGAAACAAGACAGGAGGAUAUUAUUCCUUGGUCAUCAGAAACUGCACAACCUGAGUCUGAACAUGUGCUUCUACCACAUUCUGUAGAUGAAACAGAGAAGCAAGAGACUGAGUGUCACUCAUCAACGAGUGCACUGUCAGAAAAUGAGCCUUCAGAUCUAUUGUAUUCUGCUAAAAAAACAGAGGGUCAAAAGAGCCCACCACCAGAAACCCAAAAUGUUCACUCAGAGAAGAAAACAAAGUCUGAACACCACUUUUCCUCCUCCCUUCAGGAAACAGAGGAGCAAGGAAUUCAGCUAAAUUCACCCAUUCCUGAAAAGAUAGAUUCUAAGUAUUUUGGCAUUUCAUAUCCUAUUAGCACAGAAACAGAGGUAACUCAGAAAACUUCAGCUAUGAAUAAAGCAGUAGAUUUGGAUCACCCUGACUUUUCUGUUGAAAAAACCAAGCAAGCAGAGAGUGCACAAAUGGAGACGGAGCAUCCAGAUUUCUCAUAUUCCAGUAAAGAAAUUGGGGAAUCAGAGAGAACACAGACGGAGACAGAGCAUCCAGACUUCUCAUUUUCCAAGGAAGAAACAGAGGAAUUGGAGGGUGCACAGAUGGAGAUGGAGCAUCCAGACCUUUCUUUUUCCAAGGAAGAAACGGAGGAACCAGAAAGUGCACAGCUGGAGAUGGAACGUCCAGACUUUUCUUUUUCCAGGGGAGAAAUGGAGGAACCAGACAGUGCACAACUGGAGACAGAACAUCCAGAUUUCUCAUAUGCCAGGGAAGAAGUGGAGAAAUUGGAGGGUACACAACUGGAGACCAAGCAUCCAGGUUUCUCAUAUUCCAGGGUAGAAACAGAAGAAUUGGAGAGUGAAAAACUGGAGACAGAAUAUCCAGAAUUGUUUUUUUCCACAAAAGAAAGAGAGGAAUUGGAGAGUGCCCAACUGGAGACAGAGACAGAUUUCUUGUAUUCCAUGGAAGAAACAGAAGAAUCAGAGAGUGCACAGCUGGAGAUGGAGCAUCCAGACUUUUCUUUUUCUAGGGAAGAAAUGGAGGAAUCAGAGAGUGCACAGCUGGAGAUGGAGCAUCCAGACUUUUCUUUUUCUAGGGAAGAAAUGGAGGAAUCAGAGAGCGCACAGCUGGUGACAGAACAUCCAGAUUUCUCAUAUUCCAGCAAAGAAAUUGGAGAAUCAGAAAGUGUACAACUGAAGAUGGAGCACCCAGAUUUUUCAUAUUCCAGAGGAGAAACAGUAGAAUCAGAGAGUGCACAGCUGGAGACAGAGCAGCCAGAUUUUUCUUUUUCUAGGGAAGAAAUGGAGGAAUCAGAAAGUGCAACGCUGGAGGCAGAGCAUCUAGAUUUCUCACAUUUCAAGGAAGAAAUGGAGGAAUUGGAGAGUGUUCAACUGGAGACAGAGCAGCCAGAUUUCUCAUAUUCCAUGGAAGAAGCAGAGAAAUCAGAGAGUACACAACUGGAGAAAGAGCAUCCAGAAUUUUUUUCCAAGGAAGAAACAGAAGAAUCAGAAAGUGCACAGCUGGAGAUGAAACAUCCAGAUUUCUCAUAUUGCAGCAAAGAAAUUGGAGAAUCAGAAAGUGAACAACUGAAGAUGGAGCACCCAGAUUUCUCCUAUUCCAGAGGAGAAACAGUAGAAUCAGAGAGUGCACAGCUGGAGACAGAGCAGCCAGACUUUUCUUUUUCCAGGGAAGAAAUGGAGGAAUCAGAAAGUGCAACGCAGGAGACAGAGCAUCCAGAUUUCUCAUAUUUCAGCAAAGAAAUUGGAGAAUCAGAAAGUGAACAACUGCAGAUGGAGCACCCAGAUUUCUUGUAUUCCAGAGAAGAAACAGUAGAAUCAGAGUGUGCACAGCUAGAACAUCAGGAGUUUUUAUUUUCCAGGAAAGAAACAGAAAAACAAAAAUCUGUUCCUUUUGAACAGACAGAGUCUUACUUCCCUGAAGAAGCAGAGCAAGAAGAAACAGCACAGCUUGCAGAGAUACCUUCAAAUUUAUCAUGUUUGACGGAAGAAGUAGAGAAAGAAAACACUAAGGAACUCCAGUUGGUACAUCCAGAUACAUUUGAUUCCACCAGAAGAUCAGAGACACAGCAAACUGGGUCUCUGGAAACAGCACAUUCAGGUGUACCAUAUCGCAUGAAUAAAGAAAAUCAGCAAGAAUUGGCACAAGCAGAUUUGGACAAUUCCCUUAUGUCAUAUUUUGUUAACAAAGGAGAACAGCCACAGCCUACACAGGAGGGUUCACAGCCUGGAGGUAAGCUGUAUUCCCAUGCCAAGGGAGUGCAAGGCGAAACUACUCAACUGCAGUCAGAGCAUCCAGUUUUGUCAUAUUCUACUGGAAAAGAACAGCAACACAAAGCCUCACAGCCGAGGGCAGAACGGCCAGAGACAUCAUGUUCCAGGGGCAGAACAGAACAACAAGAAAUAUUGCAACCAAAGUUUGAACAAGCAGAUUUACCAUAUUCCCAGGGAGAAACAGCACAAGAAGCUGUACAAAGAGAUUCAGAAGGUCCAGAGUCAUCAGGUUUCAUUAGUGAAGAGCAACAUGAAAAUGUACAACUAGCUGCAGAAAAUAGAGAUUUCUCAUUUACCACUGGAGAAGUAAUGCCAGAAGGAGUGGAAUCAGGAUCUUUGGGGUCAUCACAUUCAAUCGACAGAGCAAAGCCCUGGGAAAUGGCACAAGUGGAGCAGGAGCAGUCACUUCCAUCCUGUUCCACUGCUGGUGGUCAGCAACAGGAAACACCACCACUCAGUGUGGCCCAGCCAAAUAUAUCAUAUUCCUUCGGCAGAAUGGAACAACAAGAUAUAGUAGAAAGAGAGCUGGAAGAGCAGGAAACAGCCCAACAAAAAGCUAUGCUAAUGGAAAUGGAGUAUUCAGAUUUGUCAGAAACCCUGGGGAAAGAAGAGCCUCAAGUCAUAGAUCAAAUUAAUUUGGCACAGCAAGAAACAGCUCAACCAGAGUUGGUGCAUCCAUCUGUGUCAUAUUCUGUCAGUGAAAAAAUGCAAGAAGAAAUGCAAACAGAGACAGCAUAUCCAGAACCGCCAUUCUAUGUAAGUACAGAAAUGCAGGAAGAAAUGACUCAAUACAAAUCAGAGCAACCAUUUCUUUCAAGUUUUACUGGCAAAACAGAGCAACAAGAAACUGUACAUCCAGAGCUAGGGCAAACAUUUUUGCCAUCUUCCAGUGGAAAAGAAGCUCCACUGGAAAUGGAAGUGAGUUCAGAAUAUCCAGAUUUGUCAUAUUCCAUUCAUGAAGCUGAACAACCAAAAAAGUUGAAACAUCCAACCUUACCAUUUCGUUUGAAGGAACAAGAAACUGCACCACUGGUAAUGGGACAUCCAGAUUUUUCAUGUGACAGUGGUGAAGCAAAACUAGGCAACACUGUAGAGCAGGAGUCAGGACAUCCAGAACUCUCAUACUCCAUGGAAGAAACAGAAGGAAAAUCAGAACAUUUGGAUUCACCAGAAGCCCUGGGUGCAGCAGCACAAGAUGAAAGUAUGGAAACGGAAUCUAAAUACUCAAACUUGACAUGUUCUGAUAGCCAAAAAAAACAGGAAGGAACUUCACAAUUGGAUUCCAAAUAUCCAGAUUUAUCAUUUGCCUUUGGUAAAGCCAAAGAACAAGCACCUCAAGACUUUGAGUCUAAAUAUCAAGAAUUGCCUAAAAUGGCCAGAAAAAGAGCUUCUCCACCAACUGCACAAAUAGAGUCAAAACAACCAAAUUUGACAUAUUCCCUUCACAAAGCAAAUGAACCGGAAAUUGCACCAUGGGAAAUGAACCAUCCUGAUUUGCCACAUUGCACUGAUGGGACAAACCAAAAAGUAGUAUUGUUGGAUCAGAAACACAGAAAAAUUUCUGUUGGCAGAGAAAAGCAGCAGAAAACCACAAAACAGCAGUUAGAACAAGAAAAGUUAUUACAUUCUCCUGCUAAAACAGAGCAAUUAAAACAUGCCCAGAGGGACUUGGAAGAAUCAGAUUUAUCAUUUUCCAUUGACAGGUGGGAUGAUAAAAUGGCCCCACCAGAGGCAGGCCAUGCUGAUGUGAUAUAUCCUCUGGACAUCACAGAGGUGCGACAACAAGUACAACAAGAAUCAGAACAAACAGGUUUAACUUACCCCUUCGGAAAAGCAGAACAGGAAACGGUUCAUCCAGAAGUGGAAAUUCCACAUCUGGCCCAUUCUGUGGGUGCAUCAGAAGAAGAAGAAACGGCAGAACCAGAGCAGGGACAUCCUGCCUUGCCUUAUUCCACUUCCAAAGCAGGAGGACUGCAGACUGCACAGCUGAAAUCUGAACACCCUGGUCUAGCACGUUCCCUUGACACAGUGCAAGAAACGACCCAGCUGGGGUUGGAGGUUCGUGACAAAACAGAGCAACUCCCGCCUGCCCAGCCAGAGCUGGGCCACACAAACGUGGCAUCCCCUGCCGACAAAGUGGAGCAGCGAGGGAUGGAGCACACAGCCUCGGGACGCCCUGGUGAGGGACAGUCUGUCAGCAGAGCAGAGCAACCCCAAGCUGCAAAAGAGAAACUAGGAUCUCCAGAUGCAUCAUUUCAUAGCGGAAAAGCGGAGCAAAGAGAAAUGACAAGAACAGAGCCAAAGCAUCCUGAUUUAUCAUAUUCCAUUGAUAAAAUACAGACACAAGAAGCUACACAACUGGUGUUAGGAAAACAAGAUCUAUCAUCUUGGCCUGGCAAAACAAAACGAGCACAAACUGCUGAAGAGGAGCAUCCAGGCUUCCUAUACUCCUUCAAAAAAGCUGCACAAGAAGAGAAAGCACAGCCAGAAUUGGGACAUUCACAGUUAUCUUACUCUGUUAGUGAGGCAGAACAAGAAACUGCACAUGCAAAAUCAAACUGUUCAGAUUUAUCUGCUGGCAGAUUAGAACACCAUGAAAUCAUACAACCAGAGGCAGAACUAAUGGAUUUAUCAUGUCCAAUUGGUGAAAAACAGCAACCUCAAAUGGCUGAAGUGGAUUUGGAGUAUCCAGAUUUAUUGCAUUCCACUGGCACAGUACAGCGACAAGAAAAGAUUCAACCAGAGCAGGAAAAGCCAGGUGAUUUUUCAUCAUCUCUCAGCAAAGAAGAGCAACGGGAAGGUGCAGGAAUGCAGGCAGAGCACCCUGAGCUGCAGUGCUCUAUGGGGAAAACAGAAGAACUGCAAUAUUCCCAAGCAAGAUCAGAAUAUGCAGAUUUGUCAUUCUCUGUUGGCACAGCAGAACCUCAUAAAACAACACAGCCAGAGUUGAAAGAACAUGAUUUGUUGCAUUCUUUUGUCAAAACAAAGCCAUCAUGGGCUGCCCCACUGGAGUCUGAACAUCCAGACGUCUCGGAUGCCAUGGGCAAAGUACCGCACUCUGAUUUCUCCUCUUCUCUUGGUGAAGAAAAACAAAGUGCACAAAUGGAGGUCAAACAGGAGAGGGGAAGCUACACAUCACACCCAGAGGAAACAGUCCAACUGAAAUUGGAACAGCCAACAUUGUCAAGUCCUCGUGGCACAGCAGAGCAAUCAGAUAGGGCUCCACUGGAAGGGGAGUUCCCAGACUUCUUGUAUUCCUCUGGCAGAAAAGACCAACAAGAAAUGACAAAACAAGAGCUGGAGCAUCCAGUUUUAUCAUAUUUCACUGAUAAAACACAGCGACAAGAAAUCACACAACUUGCGUUAGGGCAACCAGAUUUAUCGCCUUGCCCUGGGGAGACAGAGCAACCACAGACUGUUCAAGCGGAAGCAGAGCAUCAGGACGUACUGCAUUUCACUGGCAAAACAGAACAGCAAGGAACAGCACAAGCAGAGGCUGGGCAUCCAGAUUUGUCAUAUUCCAGUGACAAAGCAGAGCAGCUACCAGCUACACAAUGGAAAUCAGAGCAGCCUGUAACACCCCAUCCCAUUGGGAAAAUGGAGCAACAAGGAAUGGCACAUCCAGAGCGGGAACUUCCCAGUUUAUCAUAUUCCAUUUGCAAAACACUGUCAGAAGAAGCAACACAAAUGGACUUAGGGCAACAAGACUUAAAAUAUGCCCUUGGUAAAGCAGAUGAAAUGCAAAUAGUGCAAGGUGAACUGGAACAUACAGGUUCGUUGUAUUCAUCUGGCAAAAGAGAACAAGAAAUGGUAUUGCCAGAGUUGCGACAUCCGCAGCUAUCUUAUCCUGUUAGAGAAAUAGAAGAGGAAGACACACAGCAGAAAUCAAACUAUCCAGAUUUAUCAUAUUCUAUUGGUCAACAAGACCACCAUGCAAUUGAACACCCAGAGGUGGAAGAAAUGGAUUUAUCCUAUGGAAAACCAGAGCACUCACAACCUGCCUUAGAAGGAGUGCAACAGCCAGAGCUUUUGGAGUCCUUUGGUAAACUAGAGGAAAUGCGAAUGGCCCAGCCUGGCUUUUUGCACUCCCUUGGUGAAGAAAAGCAGAAACCAGCUUCACAGUUAGAUUUAGUGCAACCAGGUUUAUCACAUUUGCUUAGCAAAACAGAAAAACAGGAAGCUGCACAAGCAGGGUUUGUGCCUUCUGGUUUUUCAUAUUCCACAGGAAAAGCAGAGCAGUUGCAACAGGAACAACUGAAAUCAAAAUGUCCAGAUAUGUCAUAUUCUCUUGUCAAGGCAGAGAUUCAUGGAAUGAAACCACCAGAUUUAUUGUACUCCUAUGGCAAAGCAGAGCAACCACAGACUGCCCAGGUGGAGCAUUCAGAGACAGAAACAGAGCAGAGGGAUGGAGUCCAACCCGAACUUCAGUGCAUUAAUUUGCAGUCCUCUGUUGUGGAAACAAAGCAACCAGAAACACCUUCUCUAUCAUAUACCUUUGGCACGACUGAGGAGCAGGGAACUGCACAACCGGACUUUGAACAAUCAAAUUUAUUAAGUCCUACUGACAAAGCAGAAAAGCAUGAAAUGGCCUCAUGGAGAGCACGACAGUCAGAGAAACGAGACCCUGGGGCUACUUCAUCUCUAACUGCUCAUCUGGAAACUGAACAACGGGAUUUAUCCUUUCCCACUGAGGAAGCAGAGAGCCAAAAAAUUCAACUGUAUUCAUCUCUUACUGAACAAACAGUCUCUGUGCCUUUGGGUGUUUCACAUUCUGUCUCUGAAACAAAACUAGAAGGAAGACCUAAGUCUUCACCUGUAACUGGAGGCCUGUCCCCCAAGCACUUAGGUUUAUCUCACACACGCUGUAAAACAGAGCAGUCAGAAACUGCCCAGCCUGAGUCAGGUUUCUUCUUUGCAAGAAACGAAGCAGAGAAUACAAAAAAUAUUCUACAUUUGCCUGUGGCUGCACAGUCAGAGGCUGAACAUGUAAUUUUACCUGAAACUGAGAGAGAGCAGACUCCACAUUACUUCCACACAGCUACGCGAUUAGAAUCUGAACAAUUAAAUUUAUCAUAUUCUACAGAUAAAGCAGAAACACGAGAAAGUCAAGGUUAUUUAACUGUACCUUCAAAACUGGAGUCUGAGCCUUCAGUUCCAUUUUAUUCAGCUGAUGAAACAUGUCAGCAAGAAAUUCCACCUUAUGAAAAACCAGCUUCUGAGUAUUUGGUUCCCACAUGGUCCCUUGCUGAGCAAGAAAAGCAAAGCAUACGGCCACUUAUUUCCCAUUCUGCACAAUCAGAGAGUAAACAUGUAAUUCCACCACAUGAUGGAAAAGAAUUGCAAAAACUUCAUCUCUAUUCACCUAAAACAGCAAGCUUGAAGACAGUGCAGUUGGAGAGUACGUCUCUAAAGCACGCACAAGACCAAAACAAGCAAGAAUCUCAGGAUCGUUUGUUGGACACAAAAUAUUUGUCAUCAGAGCAGCUGAGAAGUCCCCCUGAAUUCGCUACUGAGCAGGAUAAGCAAGAAAUGCAACCUGGUGUGCCGACAGUGCCAAAGCUGGUGACCACAGAAUCAAAGGUGACUGCUGUGGCAGGCCAGCAAGCAGUGUCAUCAGGUUCAUUUGUACCUUUUCAUACAUUACCUGAAAAGUCAGUGCCAGUGGCUUUCAGUGACGAUGAAAAGAAACAGAAUAUUCCAUCGUCUUUAUCUGACGUAGUAGGCAUGCUUGGAAAGCAAUCUAAUGUAGUUUCAGGCAUUUAUGUUGAAGGAGAGGAUAGACAUGAAAUGCAACGAUGUUUGGCAGACCAAAAGCAGACAUCCUUAGAGCAUCUGGGAGCUGUUUCAUCAGAUCUUGUUUAUGAAACUGUGACAGACAAAACUCAGCAGUAUUCUGAUGAACCUGGCAGCCUUUCUUCAGCAGAGAUGAAAUCUGUUAUCUCUAGUUCUGAUGAAAAGCAAAGUCCAGAUAUUCCAUCUUUUGGGCUAGCUAGCUGGCUGGUAGAAGAGGUGAAAGCUCGCUCAAUUAGUCCAAUAAGAGCUGCAGAAGUGGACAGGCAAGGAAUCCAUCCUUCUCCACCUGAAUCUUCUGAUUUUGGAUCAAAACAAUCCCCAGCUGGAAGUUCCAUCGAACUUAGAGUUCAUGGAGCUACAAAGAAUAAAGGACAUAUGUUAAGAGUUUCUGAUCCAGUGUCAAGUGAAAUUUCCCACAGAAUGUCCUCAGACAUUAGUCACAGAACGCAAAAUUAUGAUUUGCCAUCUCUGGUAGGAGAUAAUCAAGAUCUAGACAAAGUUCCAGACCGUGAAACUAGCAUUGGAGACUCUACAAAAAUGGAAGAAAUGCAACACAUGGAGGCAAAGGAAGUGUCUGAAGUGCCUGAACAUUACCUGAGAGGAGAAGAGGAAGAAAUGGAACAUGUGAGCACUGUAGAAAACAGACAGCAUGCUCCAGAAACUACUGAAAAAGAUCUAUUUAAUAUAAUUUCAGAAGGUUACGAAAUACUCAAUAUUCAUGCUCCUACACAUAUUUCUUCUGUUGAUCAAGAAGAAAGUGAACACAUGCCAGAUAAACUAGAAUACUUGGAAACAAGUCCUUCAUUUAAAAGAAAAUUAGCUGACGAUGGCCAUAGAGCCCUAGCUUCUGGAAUAACCACAGAAAUUUCAGAAAGUUCAACGUUAGGAAAGCCUGCAAGCCAUAAACUAAAAGAAUUGGUCAAAAAUGAUGGUGUUGAGGAAACUGGAGAAACACAACAAGAAAAUCCUAUGUUGCCAGAAGACAAUAAUAACGCAGAUCCUAAUAAUGGUAUGGCCGAUAUGGAUUAUUUUGAAAAAUAUACAUUGAUUGAUGAUAAAUCCCCAAUUAAGCCACAUUUUGAAAGAACAAGUUCAUUAUUUCCUGUGGCAGAAGAUCCCAAUGAACCUGUGGAAGAAGCCACGUCUUUUAAAGAAAGCACUGAGGUAGAUACUUUGGAAGAGGAGUUUUCCUUACUUGAGGACCUGGAUGAAGUCUUUUAUGGUACUGUGAAAGGAGAAAGCAAAAUGCAGUCCUAUGGAGAUGCUCCAAACCCUUUACCUUUGCAGAAAUCAAUCGAUAUUAGCAGUAAAAAGGUUACAAAUGUAGAAGAUGAACGGAAGUCACCAGGGACCCCACUCUUUGAUUCAGAAGAAGGGGUGCUAGAACGAUCUCUGUUGUUCCCUACCACUGUUGCAGCAGUUAACCCAGAACUUCUAGAGGAGCCACCUGCUCUGUCAUUUUUAUACAAGGACCUCUAUGCAGAAGCAAUAGGAGAAAAGACAAAGGAUGAGACUCCCUCUGAUGAGGAAAGUGGUAAUUCUAAUGCGUCUUUCCCUAGUAGAAAUUCAGACACAGAUGAUGGAACAGGAAUAUAUUUUGAAAAAUACAUUCUUAAAGAUGAAAUUCCAAGUAAGGCCUCAGGGCCUCAAAAGGAUCAGAUACCAGAGGAUGAGUCCUUUAGUGGAGGAAUUUCAGUUCAGAGUUCAGAGGACAAACGCAAGCAGAGGUCUGGUGAUGUUCAAUGUGUCAGAACUGAGGUUCUGACAGAAAGGGGUGUUGUGGAGAGAGAGAAAGUCCAGGUUGACAGUGACAUUCAAGCAACAAUUUGUAAACCAAUGCAUGCCAUUCCUUUUGGAAGCAAAGUAAUUCUUUCAGGUGCAAGAGCUGAUAUCGCUGAACAAAGAGAAGAAGAAAAUGUACCUGUAGAAACAACUGAGGAGCUGCCAGAGCAAUCAAGUCAUCAAGUGUAUAGUCAACCAGUGGAUUAUCAGGGAGCUGCAUAUCAACAAGCUGAUAAUAAGCAGGAAGAACAGCAUGACAUAACAGCAGUUCCUCAAAUGGAAAAAUAUGUCCCAUAUGUGAGGACUCCUGUUGAAGACAGUGAAGAUGAUCAUUAUACUCGGGAAAAUCUUUCCUGUGUCCCUACCGUUCAGCAAGUGGAGAAGCCACACUUGCAAGGAGAGCAGCAGCAUCCUGAUGUUUAUGAAGAUCUCGCUGAGUCAAUGGACUAUGAUGUGAUUACACAAGAAGAACUUUUGCAAGAUGAAAUAUCAUCUCAGUUAACACACGAGGAGCUGUUAUUUGAAGACAGGGACUCUUUUGAGCAUGCUGGUGAUAGUUAUGAAUUUGUUAAUGAGCCAGAGCAAAGGACACCCGUUGAGCUUGAAGAUUCAGGCUUUGUGGUGAUGUAUCCUGAAAAAUCAGCAGCAAACAUUCCUCAAGUUGAGAGCCCACAAAGAGAACUGAAGAAAGCACAGACAAACACAUACUGUUACCACUGCAAAUGCCCAAUAUCUGCUAUUGACAAGCUUUUUGGAGAACAUAAAGACCAUGAAGUCACAACACUAGAUGAUGCUGCAGCUAAGAUGAAGGAUCAGUUAGGUGAAUUGCUAGUGGCACUGGAAGAAAAGUCAAUGAAGAUUGAAGAGUUUGUGAGUGAUAUUGAAUCCCUAUUUAACUCUGUUGAGGAAAACUGUAAGAAAAAUGCAGACUUACUGGAAAAGCAAAAUGAAGAGAUGCUUAAGAAAAUGGUAGCACAAUAUGAUGAGAAGUCAGAGAACUUUGAGGAAGUGAAGAAGAUGAAAAUGGAGUACCUGUAUGAGCAGAUGGUUAACUUCCAGCAAACUGUUGAUUCAGCAAAGGAAACUUUGGAGGCAACAGUAAAAGAAACAGAAGAACUCGAUGGAUUUGUUUUCCUAAAUUCAUCUAAAGAAUUGAAUAAAAGGUUACUUUCUGCAAUGGAUACUACUCUCUCUUUAGAAAAGGUGCCCAGUGCUUUUUCACUGUUUGAGCACUAUGCGGACAGUCCAGGACAAAGCAACCAGCACUCUUUAAAACAAGUGGCUGUCCCGCAGACACCGACUGUCGUACCUCAGGAACCAAAUUCGGCCACCAGCACCUCCAUUGCUGUUUACUGGACUGUGAAUGAUGGGGAUGCCAUCGACUGCUUCCAGGUCUACUGUAUGGAGGAGCCUCAAGCCAGCAAAGAUGCAGGGGCUUUGGUGGAAGAGUACAGAGUGACGGUGAAGGAGAGCCACUGCAUUUUGGAGGACCUGGAGCCAGAUCGCUGCUACAGUGUGUGGGUCAUGGCUGUGAACGGCACAGGCUGCAGCUUACCCAGUGAAAAAGCCAUUUUUAAAACGGCGCCCGCUGUCCCCACCAUCAAGGCUGAGGACUGCAUGGUGUGUUGGGACACGGCCACCAUCCGCUGGCGCGCCGGCUCGGUGUCGGCUGAGUCCUUCACCCUGGAGUACUGCCGACAGCACUCGCCAGAAGGAGAGGGUCUCAGAUCCUUUGCUGGUAUAAAGAGACCUGAACUGAAAGUAUCCCUGGAGCCCAAUGUGAACUAUUUCUUCUACUUGAGGGCUGUCAACCCAUUUGGGACAAGUGAACAAAGCGAAGCAGCUCUCAUCUCAACUAAAGGAACUCGAUUUCGCCUGCUGAGUGACACAGCGCAUCCCACUUUGCAAAUCUCCUCCAAUGCAACGGUGAUCCGCCUUCCUGAGAAAGCCAAAUUCACUGGGAUUGCUUCAGUCCUGGGUGAACUGCUGCCUGCUCAGGGACGUCAUUACUGGGAAACCGUUGUCUCUGCCUGCAGAAGCUACAGGAUUGGGAUUUGCUACGAGGCAACACCACGGAGCAGCAUCCUGGGGCUGAGUGAUACCUCCUGGUGUAUGCGGUGCUGUCCUACACAAACCAGCUUUCUUUACAGAUUUCUUCACACCGGUGUGGUGAGCGACAUCCGUGUGACAGAACACCCGGCCAGGAUCGGCAUCCUAUUGGAUUACAGCGGUGGCAGACUGUUGUUCUUCAAUGCAGAGAGAGGACUGGUGCUGUUCGCCAUCAGGCACAAAUUCACUGAUGCUGCUCACCCAGCCUUUGCCCUGGAGAAGGCUGGAGCGCUUACCCUGCGCACGGGCAUGGAGCUGCCGGAGUUUGCGAAGCACAGCUAAUCCCUUGCUUCGCACUCUCAGGAACACUGACAAUUAGAGUGUCAGGGGAUAGGGAGGGGAAGGGGGAUAUCACGGAGGGAUGUCUAGUCUUCACUGAUGAAGACCACGCACAGAGCUCUCCCCGACAUCAGUAGUUAGUGCUCAGCCACGUAAUCACUCUGAGCCUGGAGAGAAAAUCGACGCCUUCAAAUAGAGUGUGCACCUAGCGAUAUACACAGCAGUACUUCUGAGGGGAAAAAAAAGUCUUGUUAGAUGUGAAUAUUAAGAGGGGGGGAAAUGUACUUUCCCUGUGAAAAUAGUGACAGUGCUAGCUGUCUUUUUAAAGUUGAUGAUGAGCCUGUGUAUAAAAUAAAUGCAUCUCUCACUGCAAUA
Molecule: messenger RNA, 14308 nt
Organism: Chroicocephalus ridibundus (black-headed gull)
Lineage: Eukaryota; Metazoa; Chordata; Aves; Charadriiformes; Laridae
Gene: CMYA5
Product: cardiomyopathy associated 5
Exons: 13
Coding region: 101-13936 (4611 amino acids)
Cellular component (GO): cytoplasm
Molecular function (GO): protein binding
Source: RefSeq, a predicted model, not a curated record